UGCCUUAUUGGUAUUGGUUAUUGCCUUAUUGGUAUUGGUUGUGUUCUCGAAGAGCAAAGUGAGGAAUAGUCUUAGUUCGCAAACAUGGUAGUAAUACUUCAUGAUCUGGUUGGAUUGAAGAGUUGAAGUUUUGAAUCCGAAAAAGUUGCGACUCUCAAUUAAGUUGAGAUGAUGGAUGAUGAAAGAAGGGAAGGAGAAAGAAUGGAAAACAAUCAGGAUGAUGUUGCACUGAUGAGAUCGACUGAUGAUGAUUCCAGUUUGGAAGAAGAGGGCGGAGGAAGAGGAACUUUUAACAAUCUCAUCUCACAAUUAAAAUCAAAAUCAAAAUCAAAAUCAAAAUCAAAAUCAAAUUCAAAAUCGCCUACAGUAAGUCUAGAUCGUGGUUGGAAUCAAAUUGGGGUUGGGGAUGAAGAAGAUCCCCCUGCUUCUACUUCUGCUUCUGCUUCUGAAUCUUCAUCUUCCCCAUCUUUUGGUUUUAGUCGUCAUCAUCACCAUCAUCAUCAUCAUUCUGACCUCGAUUCAGAAACUGGCGGAGAAGCUCUUGGUGAUCCUCCAGAAUGGGCUUUGCUCCUCAUUGGCUGCCUUCUUGGUCUCGCUACAGGUCUUUGUGUUGCCGCUUUUAACCGAGGGGUGCAUGUCAUUCAUGAAUGGGCUUGGGCUGGUACUCCUAAUGAAGGCGCUUCUUGGCUUCGGUUACAGAGACUUGCAGAUACUUGGCAUCGCAUACUUCUCAUACCAGUUACAGGUGGUGUUGUUGUAGGAAUGAUGCAUGGUUUGCUUGAAAUUUUAGACCAGAUUAAGCCCCCUGCUCCCCCUUCUAAGACUAAGUCAAAGUCAGGUUUUCAUCUCCUUGCCGGAGUCUUUCCCACAAUUAAAGCCAUUCAAGCUGCUGUCACUCUAGGUACCGGUUGUUCCUUGGGUCCUGAGGGUCCUAGUGUUGAUAUUGGAAAGUCUUGUGCCUACGGAUGCUACUUGUUCAUGGAAAAUAACAGAGAAAGAAAGAUUGCUCUUGUUGCUGCUGGAGCUGCUGCUGGUAUUGCUUCAGGUUUUAAUGCAGCGGUUGCUGGUUGUUUCUUUGCUAUUGAGACGGUGUUAAGACCUCUUCGUGCUGAGAAUUCACCACCAUUUACUACGGCGAUGAUAAUUUUAGCUUCUGUUAUUUCGUCAACUGUGUCAAAUGAAUUGCUUGGAAAUAAUUCAGCUUUUACAGUGCCAUCAUAUGAUUUGAAAUCAGCUGCAGAAUUACCAUUAUACUUGAUUUUGGGUAUGCUAUGUGGUGUUGUUAGUGUAUUUUUCACGCGUUUAGUAGUUUGGUAUACCAAGCUCUUUGAUUUCAUCAAAGAAAAAUUUGGCUUUCCCGCUGUUGUUUGUCCUGCAUUAGGAGGUUUGGGGGUUGGCAUAAUAGCUCUCAAGUAUCCUGGAAUUCUGUAUUGGGGCUUCACAAAUGUUGAUGAAAUUCUUCAUACUGGGAAAAUUGCUUCAGCACCUGGAAUAUGGUUGUUGGCUCAAUUAGCUGCAGCAAAGGUUGUAGCUACAGCUUUGUGUAAAGGAUCUGGGCUUGUAGGUGGCCUUUAUGCUCCAAGCUUAAUGAUAGGUGCUGCAGUUGGUGCUGUUUUUGGAGGUUCAGCAUCAGAUUUAAUUAAUUCAGCUUUACCUGGAAACACCUCUGUUGCCCAACCUCAAGCCUACGCACUGGUUGGAAUGGCUGCUACUUUAGCUUCUGUUUGUUCUGUACCCUUGACAUCUGUUUUACUUCUUUUCGAGCUGACUAAAGAUUACAGAAUAUUGCUUCCGCUCAUGGGAGCUGUUGGUUUGGCAAUAUGGGUACCCUCUGUUGCAAAUCAAGGAAACGAGACAGAACCAGCUGAAUUGAGGAAUCGCACACGAGGUUAUUCUUCUGUUUCUUCUCGUGAGAAUGCUGUGGACAGCAGCAGUGGAGGUAGAGAGCAUGUAGAGCUCUCUGUCGUGAAAGAUGCUAAUGUUCUCAGAUCAUUUGAUGCACUAAUUCUUGAUGAUCUGAAGGUCUCCCAUGCUAUGUCAGUGAACUAUUUUUCUGUUGUUCUGGAUACAACCGUGAGAGACGCUAUGAAAUAUAUGCAUCAAAACCAGCAGAAUUGUGUUCUUGUGGUUGACAGUAAUAAUCUACUGGAGGGUAUCUUGACAAGGGGUGAUAUUAAACGGUAUUUGUCCAAGAAAUCUGCCAAGGUUAUCAGCAACAAAUCAAUACCUUACGAUGUAUAUGCAUGUCCUGUUUACAUGGCGUGUACUCGUGGGAUCAGCUACCGUGGCUUAGAGCGUGGUGUUUUGACUUGCUUCCCAGACACUGACUUAGUGACAGCCAAGGAUCUAAUGGAAGCUAAGGGUAUUAAACAGCUACCUGUGGUGAUGCGAGGUGGAAAUUCCCAGGAAGAAAGAAGGCGAAGAAUUAUGGCUGUCCUUCACUAUGACGCUAUGUCAAACUAUCUCAGGAUAUUCUGGUCACACCUCUGUAUUGGAGUCAUCCGCACUGAAUCUUGUGCUUUAUUUGGCAUCUGCAGAUCCCUAAAAGAGGUUGGAAAUCAAACAUCACAUCUUCCUGGUCAAAUGCUUGCCAAUGACAAUGGCCACUGAUCUACAAAGCCACCUUAAACAUUCUUAUUCAAAGCUCAUCACCAACGUUGGACGUCGACCUUCACAAGUGUUUUUUGCCCGUUUGAUACACAUCAAUUAAGCCAUCCUUUUAGUUUUAGUUUUGCACCAAAUCCAAAUGUAAAGUAAAUAUUGUUAUUUUGGAAUUAAUACAUUGAUAAACAUAUUUUUAAUUGCUGGUUGACUUUUUACUUUUUUAACCAAAAUUUUUUAUUUAAAAUAUAAUUAUUGUAUACCGAGGAAAUGAGUAGAGAUGACAGCAAAAGGAUACGGCUUAAGCAAUUGCUUACGUAGCUAAUGACUUAUUUGUAUCUUCAUAGUGUUGUAUGAACUCUUACAUUUUGCAGUAGAUCGAUCUUAUAUUACCUUCA
This is a messenger RNA of Amaranthus tricolor (Joseph's coat), 2999 nucleotides long. Its product is annotated as chloride channel protein CLC-f. The record is from RefSeq and is a predicted model, not a curated record. NCBI's taxonomy places the organism in Eukaryota, Viridiplantae, Streptophyta, Magnoliopsida, Caryophyllales, Amaranthaceae. Gene Ontology annotation, cellular component: membrane; Golgi apparatus; chloroplast. The transcript has 10 exons. Gene Ontology annotation, molecular function: voltage-gated chloride channel activity. Bases 169 to 2610 code for a protein of 813 amino acids. Gene Ontology annotation, biological process: chloride transport; transmembrane transport.